CUUAUCUCCUCUCUCAUCACAAGAGUUCAUCAAUCAUCACACUCGAUUGCACUUGGAGCCGGCAUCGAGAUUGCAUCAUCAGCUCAUCGAUCCGGCCACAUCGUGCCACGAGGGAAUGGACAACAAUGAAGUGGAAGUGCCUCCAUUCUUCCUCUGCCCCAUCUCGCUGGAGAUCAUGAGAGAUCCGGUCACCGUCUCAACGGGGAUAACCUAUGACCGAGAGAGCAUCGAGACAUGGCUGUCCACGUCCAAAAAAAGCUUGUGCCCCGUCACCAAACAGCUGAUCUCCGAUGCAGACCUGACCCCGAACCACACCCUCCGCCGCCUAAUCCAAUCGUGGUGCACCCUCAACUCGUCGAACGGCAUCGAGCGAAUCCCAACCCCCAGGGCUCCCAUCAGCAAAGCCCAGAUCACUGAGAUCCUGCGAGAUGCCGAGAAGCCUCAGCUCCAGCAGAAGUGUCUUAGGCAGCUGAGAUCUAUCGCUUCUGGUAAUACUUCGGCCAAGCGUUGCAUGGAAGCUGCCGGUGCCAUCGAGUUCCUGGCCUCGGUGAUAAAAACCACCUCACAAGAUCAGUCGUCAGCAUCAGAAGAUGGGUCACUGCUCGACAUCAAGAAACCGAGAGAUGAUGCGCUGUGCAUCCUCUACAAUCUCCAGCUCUCCGAGCCGAGCCUAAAGAGCCUUGUGGCCAAGGAUAGUGAGUUUACUGAGUCGCUCACACACAUCAUGCAGAACAGGCCUUACAAGUCGAGGGCGUAUGCGGUGCUGCUGCUCAAGUCAAUGUUCGAGGUCGCCGAGCCGAUGCAGAUCAUCACGUUGAGGCAGGAGUUCUUCACCGUGGCAGUCCAAGUCCUGCACGACCAGAUUUCUCAGCAGGCCACCAAGGCCACGCUGAAGCUACUGAUAAACUUAUGCCCUUGGGGCCGAAACAGGAUCAAAGCCGUCGAGUCCAGGGCAGUCUCUGUAUUGAUCGAGCUGCUUCUUGAUUGUUCUGACCGCAGGACCUGCGAAUUAAUGUUCAUGUUGUUGGAGAUGCUAUGUCAAUGGGCCGAGGGGAGAUCGGAGUUGCUAAGGCACGGAGCGGGCAUCGCAGUCUUGUCGAAGAAGAUACUUAGGGUUUCGCAUGUGGCUAGCGAGAGGGCGGUUCGAAUUCUGCUCUCUGUCUCCAAGUUCUCGGCAACGGCAAGCGUGGCGAAAGAGAUGUUGCAGUUGGGCGUUGCCUCGAAGCUGUGUUUGGUUCUGCAAGGGGACUGUGGGAGGAAGAUCAAAGAAAAGGCGACUGAGAUACUGAAAUUGCACGCCAGGGUUUGGAAGCACUCUCCUUGUAUACCCUCCAAUUUGCUCUCUUCAUACCCAUCUUGAAAGUGGACCACUUGUUGUACCAAAUCAAUCGUGAUCAAGGCAAGAGCUUCGACAGUAUUUCAAUGGACGAGCUCAGUGACAUGUUCUCCUACUUGGAGGAACAAAAGAUGGCGUCAAACAAAAGGAUCGAGUAUACUUGGGAAGUUUCUGAUCCGUCGGGCCGCUUUGGCUUGAUGGUAGAACGGACGGUCCGAGUAGAGGGCAACAACAAGCCUCGAGCAUGGGGUCGAUUGUUCACCGAUACGACGAGCCACAGCAGUGCUUUGGCAUGCUAAGCAUAAAGAACUACCUGAUGUGGCCACUAUACCCAUGUCUUCACAAUACUGUUUCGCAUGACUUUGAAACUGUUACGAAAGUCAGUAAUUUGAAGACGAUCAUAAGUGUUUUGAACAAUGAGAGGGUGACGGUCCGUUACUCUUAUCGCCAGCAACCGACCCACCAUAGCCACAAAAUAAUUUGCUGAGAACCGGAUGACUUACUCAUCAAGUGUUAGAAAAUUAAAAUAUAAAAAUAAAUUUGUUCUUCUUAUGUUUCUUUGUAUAAGAGACAAGUCGUGUCGAGUAAAAAAAAGUGAAUCUAUAGGGAUUGUACCCCUCAAUUUUUUUCUUCUUCUAGGGGACAGAGUUGUGGAUU
This is a messenger RNA of Syzygium oleosum, 1993 nucleotides long. RefSeq names its product E3 ubiquitin-protein ligase PUB23-like. Lineage: Eukaryota; Viridiplantae; Streptophyta; Magnoliopsida; Myrtales; Myrtaceae. The record is from RefSeq and is a predicted model, not a curated record. The transcript has a single exon. Gene Ontology annotation, biological process: protein ubiquitination. The coding region runs from base 116 to 1360 and encodes 414 amino acids. Gene Ontology annotation, molecular function: ubiquitin protein ligase activity.